AUGGUGAUGGAGGAGGGUGGAAAAUGCCGAAGGAGGAUGAAGAGACAUCCCUUCGGGGCAGUGCUACAGGGGAGCCUUUUCGGGAUGGCUGGAUUGCUCCCAGCUUCAUACACAACUCCCAUCAUGAGUGGUCAGGGACUCGCUGGGACCUUUGCCGCCUUCGCCAUGAUCUGCGCCAUAGCAAGCGGUUCGGAGCUUCAGGAUGCAGCGUUUGGGUAUUUCAUCACAGCCUGUGUGGUUAUUUUUUUGUCCAUUCUCUCCUACAUCCUGCUGCCCAAACUGGAGUUUUUCCACUUUUAUCAGGAGAGAAACACAAAGCAGAUCUCUCUGGAGCAGAAUUCGAUCAGCCUGAUGAACAGAGAUGCAGUAGCUGAUCAGAAAAAGCCUCAGGACGUCUCCAUGCUGAAAAUCUUUAAGAAGAUUUGGAUCUUGGCCCUGUCAGUCUGUUUUACCUUCACUGUAACCAUUGGCACAUUUCCCGCCGUCACUGCCGACACCAAAUCCACGCUCAGUGACGGAGGUUCCUGGGACCAGUACUUCAUUCCUGUCAGCUGUUUCCUGCUCUUUAACCUGUGUGACUGGGGUGGGCGGAGCUUAACAGCCAUCUUGAUGUGGCCAGGAAAAGACAGUGUGAUACUUCCUGCAUCCAUCGGGUGUCGCCUGGUCUUCAUCCCUCUCUUCAUGCUGUGCAACGUUCACCCUCGUGCCCACCUGCCAGUCGUUUUCCAUCACGACUGCUUCUUUAUCCUCUUCAUGAUCCUCUUUGCCUUCAGUAACGGGUACCUGGCAAGCCUCUGCAUGUGUUAUGGUCCAAGGAACGUUCUUCCUCAUGAAGCAGAAACAGCUGGAGCCAUCAUGGCGUUCUUCCUCUCUCUGGGUUUGGCGUUAGGAGCUGCUCUCUCCUUUCUCAUUAGAAUACUGGUUUAACUGGAAAUGUUGUCUUUCUCUUGGACUAACUGUGAAACUAUCAGUGAACUCUUUUGUGCAGUUCUGGUCUGAGUGGCAGAAAAGCUUCAGUCAGACUGAAACUCCACAGCUCUUCAACUUUGUCUUAAUUAUUUUCUGUUUUGUCCUGAUGGAGGUGCUGCAGGAUUACUUUCAGUAUUUAUUUCUUAAACAUGAAUCUGUACAAUGAAUAUUCUUUGUAUGUAUUCAUUAGAGACAUUAAAAAAAGUUUAACAGGUUAAAAGAUCUUUGAUAUUCACAUUGAUCAUCUUCAUAGAGUUCUCAGAGCGUCACCAUCUGUGAUUUCCAGAGAAAUUAUUUGACUAAACUCCAGAUUUAAGAGUUUUAUUGAAAGAAAUGUGGUGACUUGAUUAGAAUUAAAGUUUAAAGGGUUCACAUCCUGACAUACAUUAUGAGAAAUGACUUGAGUUACACGUUUGGUAAGCAAUGAAAUGACAUUGAAGUAAUACUACUAAUAUUACAAUAAUAAAAGUUAAGCAGUAUAAACUGCACAGUAAUAAUUUGACAGUAUUAAAUUGAAGCACUGAGUUAGUGAAGUUAUUGAUGAAGUCUGAUCUUCAUCUCUGUUCAUCUCAUGUUAAUAUUUGUCAAGAGAUAUUGUAAUAUCAAUAUUGUAAUGAGAAAAAAACUGUGUAUUUAACGUGGAUCCAAAUAAAUUAAAACUGCAGUGUGUGACGUUUUUAUCAA
Pundamilia nyererei is the source of this 1653-nucleotide messenger RNA. RefSeq names its product equilibrative nucleoside transporter 1-like. Gene Ontology annotation, molecular function: nucleoside transmembrane transporter activity. The record is from RefSeq and is a predicted model, not a curated record. Gene Ontology annotation, biological process: uridine transmembrane transport. The coding region runs from base 1 to 927 and encodes 308 amino acids. Gene Ontology annotation, cellular component: plasma membrane. NCBI's taxonomy places the organism in Eukaryota, Metazoa, Chordata, Actinopteri, Cichliformes, Cichlidae. The transcript is spliced from 9 exons.